AUGUUGUGCUGGAGAGCACUUGUUCAGCACUCAGGCUGCUGGGUGUGCACCUUUUCAAUAUAAAAACUGAUGUGAAACAGAACCAGAGCAGGACGUCUGUUAAGAAGAAAACUUCUACACAGCAAUGUAUGGCAAACCUGUUGUUGUUGCUUUGGUUCUUUAUCUGGUCUUAAUGGCAGGGUCAGAAGGUAAGGCCCUGGCGAAGACAAAAGAAAAAGGCUUCCAGUGCCUGUGCAUAAGCACUCAUUCCAAGUUCAUCCCUCCCAAGGCUAUUCAGAAUGUGAGAUUAAGCCAAAGAGGACCUCUCUGCAAAAAUGUGGAAAUCAUAGCUACGCUGAAAAGUGGCAGACGAGUGUGUUUGGAACCCACUGCUCCCUGGGUCCAGCUCACUGUAAAGGCUAUUUUGGCCAGGGCCAGAGACAACACUGAGUCACCAAUCAAAGAAAAGUCAAGGAAAAAUAGACCUUGGAGUUUUUCAAGGAUAUGAAAUAAGAGGAAACACUUGCUGAUGAGAACGUCAAGGAACAGACCCCCCUUCUGCUACAUUACUACAUUUGAUGGGGUUUUUUCCCCCCAAGAUAGUUGCUGAUUCUACUUACUUUCUUUGCUGUGUCUAUCUCUAAAACUCUAUCUGUGAUGCAUCAAGGAAUUCAAGCUCAAUGAAUGUGUUUUAGUGCUGUAAGGACAAGAAUAAAGAAGAGGAAAUUAGUUACCCUUAAAUGGCCUUACUUAACGUAGAAAUAGAAAGGAUACAAUUAGUAAACACAUGAAUAAACAUAUAAUAAGGAAGAGUCUGUGCAGCUUUGAAGGAAGUUUUCUUUUAUGUGUUUGUUACAGUUCUUUGAAGGUGACAACAAGCCUACGGAUGUGGAAGGUCCAACAGGUAUAGUCAAACUGUGUUUCUGAAAUCCUUUCACAACCCUCACCAAACAUUAGAGAUAAUGGGGCUAAGAAAGAAGUCUUGGAAAUGGGUACAUAACAGGUGAAUACAUAGAAAUGAAGGACAGAACGAAAAGGUCAGCUUUUUUUUGAUAAAGGGCCAUCACCCAUGGAUUCCUACACCAGCUUGUGUGAGGUCCUGUUUGGUUUGGCAUAUCCACAACUGGUCUGGGAAGGUCAUUUGCUAUGAGCUGAAGUAUUCUGGUGAUACUAAAUGGAGGGUGGUAAAGACUAGGCUCAACUAUGAAGAACUGCAGAAGGACCUUAGGAGACUCACUGAGUA
This is a messenger RNA of Aquila chrysaetos chrysaetos, 1222 nucleotides long. RefSeq names its product interleukin-8-like. The transcript has 4 exons. The coding region runs from base 125 to 487 and encodes 120 amino acids. Lineage: Eukaryota; Metazoa; Chordata; Aves; Accipitriformes; Accipitridae. Gene Ontology annotation, cellular component: extracellular region. The record is from RefSeq and is a predicted model, not a curated record. Gene Ontology annotation, biological process: antimicrobial humoral immune response mediated by antimicrobial peptide; chemokine-mediated signaling pathway; neutrophil chemotaxis. Gene Ontology annotation, molecular function: chemokine activity; CXCR chemokine receptor binding.